Molecule: messenger RNA, 6436 nt
Organism: Emiliania huxleyi CCMP1516
Lineage: Eukaryota; Haptophyta; Isochrysidales; Noelaerhabdaceae
Exons: 14
Coding region: 1-6168 (2055 amino acids)
Biological process (GO): spliceosomal tri-snRNP complex assembly; mRNA splicing, via spliceosome
Cellular component (GO): U5 snRNP; catalytic step 2 spliceosome
Molecular function (GO): protein binding; metallopeptidase activity; U6 snRNA binding
Source: RefSeq, a predicted model, not a curated record
AUGAGUGGGCUGCCACCUGGCUACCCGUACGGGGCUGCCGGGCAGCCGCCCGGGUAUGGCGGGCCGCCGCCGCCGUUCCCUGGGAUGGCGCCGCCUGGUAUGCAGCCGCCGCCCGGGUAUGGCGGGCCGCCGCCGCCGUUCCCUGGGAUGGCGCCGCCUGGUAUGCAGCCGCCACCAGGAAUGAUGCCGCCGCCGGGCAUGAUGCCGCCGCCGGGCAUGAUGCCGCCGCCGGGCAUGAUGCCGCCGCCUGGGAUGCAUCCGGGCGCGCCGAUGGCGCCGCCCCCGAGCGGGGCCGGCGACGCCGACAUGGAGGAUGCCGACGGCGCACCUAGCGCGGAGAUGCUCGAGCGCGCGCGAAAGUGGCAGUCGCUCAACGCGCGGCGCUACGGCGAGCGGCGCAAGCACGGGCACAUCGACGCGCCCAAGGAGGACAUGCCUCCGGAGCACGUGCGCAAGAUCGUCAAGGACCACGGCGACAUGACCAACAAGAAGUUUCGGCACGACAAGCGCGUCUACCUCGGGGCGCUCAAGUACGUGCCUCACGCCGUCCUCAAGCUGCUCGAGAACAUGCCGAUGCCGUGGGAGCAGAUCCGCACGGUGCCAAUCCUCUACCACAUCACGGGCGCCAUCACCUUCGUCAACGACAUCCCCAAGGGCUACAACAUGCUCAACCUGCUCAUCCACCGCAAGAACGUCAACUACCUGCACCUCGACUACAACUUCAACCUCAAGCCCGUCAAGACUCUCACCACCAAGGAGCGCAAGAAGUCGCGCUUCGGCAACGCCUUCCACCUCUGCCGCGAGAUCCUCCGCCUCACCAAGCUCGUCGUCGACGCGCACGUGCAGUACCGGCUCGGCAACGUGGACGCGUACCAGCUGGCGGACGGGCUGCAGUACAUCUUUGCGCACGUGGGGCAGCUCACCGGGAUGUAUCGGUACAAGUACCGGCUCAUGCGGCAGAUCCGGAUGUGCAAGGACCUCAAGCACCUCAUCUACUACCGCUUCAACACCGGCCCCGUCGGCAAGGGCCCCGGCUGCGGCAUCUGGGCGCCCGGCUGGCGCGUGUGGCUCUUCUUCCUGCGCGGCGUGGUGCCGCUGCUCGAGCGGUGGCUCGGCAACCUGCUCGCACGCCAGUUCGAGGGCCGCUCGUCCAAGGGGAUCGCCAAGACGGUCACCAAGCAGCGCGUCGAGUCGCACUACGACCUCGAGCUGCGCGCCGCCGUGAUGCACGACAUCCUGGACAUGAUGCCCGAGGGCGUCAAGACCAACAAGUCGCGCACGAUCCUGCAGCACCUCUCGGAGGCGUGGCGCUGCUGGAAGGCCAACAUCCCGUGGAAGGUGCCCGGCAUGCCGGCGCCGAUCGAGAACAUGAUCUUGCGGUACGUCAAGUCCAAGGCGGACUGGUGGACCAACGUCGCGCACUACAACCGCGAGCGCAUCCGGCGUGGCGCCACCGUCGACAAGACGGUCACCAAGAAGAACCUCGGGCGGCUGACGCGCCUCUGGCUCAAGGCGGAGCAGGAGCGCCAGCACAACUACCUCAAGGACGGGCCCUACGUCUCUGCCGAGGAGGCUGUGGCGAUCUACACCACCAUGGUGCACUGGCUCGAGUCGCGCAAGUUCUCGCCGAUCCCCUUCCCGCCGCUCUCGUACAAGCACGACACCAAGCUGCUCAUCCUCGCGCUCGAGCGGCUCAAGGAGUCGUACUCGGCCGCCUCGCGCCUCAACCAGACGCAGCGCGAGGAGCUCGGCCUCAUCGAGCAGGCCUAUGACAACCCGCACGAGGCGCGUGCCGCGCUCUCGCGCAUCAAGCGCCACCUGCUGACGCAGCGCGCCUUCAAGGAGGUGACGAUGGAGUUCAUGGACCUCUACUCGCAUCUCGUCCCCGUCUACGAGAUCGAGCCGCUCGAGAAGAUCACCGACGCCUACCUCGACCAGUACCUGUGGUAUGAGAGCGACAAGCGACACCUGCUGCCCAACUGGGUCAAGCCGGCCGACACGGAGCCGGCGCCCCUCCUCGUCUACAAGUGGUGCCUCGGCGUCAACAACCUGGCGGACGUGUGGGACACGUCCAACGGCGAGUGCGUCGUCUGCGUCGAGACGCAGUACACCAAGAUGUACGAGAAGGUGCUCGACCACAACAUCGCCGACUACAUGACCGCCAAGAACAACGUCAACCUCACCUUCAAGGACAUGAACCACACCAACUCGUACGGCAUCCUGCGCGGCCUGCAGUUUGCCUCCUUCAUCAUGCAGUUCUACGGGCUGAUGCUUGACCUGCUCGUGCUCGGGCUCACGCGCGCCUCGGAGCUCGCGGGCCCGCCAGCCGUGCCAAACGACUUUUUGCAGUUCCGCGACACCGCCACCGAGACGCGCCACCCGAUCCGGCUCUACUGCCGGUACAUCGACCGGCUGCACAUCCUGCUGCGCCUCACGGCUGACGAGUGCAAGGACCUGAUCCAGCGGUACCUGACCGAGCAUCCGGACCCCAACAACGAGAACAUGGUUGGCUACAACAACCGCAAGUGCUGGCCACGCGACUCGCGCAUGCGGCUGAUGAAGCACGACGUGAACCUCGGCCGCGCCGUCUUUUGGGACAUGAAGAACCGGCUGCCGCGCUCGGUGACGACGAUCGACUGGGAGGAGUCCUUCGUCUCGGUCUACUCGAAGGACAACCCGAACCUGCUGUUCAACAUGAGCGGUUUCGAGGUGCGCAUCCUGCCCAAGAUGCGCAUGCUCAACGACGAGUUCGUCUCCAAGGACGGCGUCUGGUCGCUGCAGAAUGAGACCACCAAGGAGCGGACGGCGCAGGCCUUCCUGCGGGUCGACAACCAGUCGAUGCGCUACUUUGAGAACCGCGUGCGGCAGGUGCUCAUGUCGUCCGGCUCCACCACCUUCACCAAGAUCGUCAACAAGUGGAACACGGCCCUCAUCGGGCUGAUGACGUACUUCCGCGAGGCAGCGCACAUCCCGACGCGCGGGCUCGGCCGGCACGCGCCCCGUGACGCGCCCGCGGCCCCGUCCGACAGGCGACGGCUCAACUCGAAGAUGCCCUCGCGCUUCCCGCCCGUCGUCUUCUACACGCCGAAGGAGAUUGGCGGCCUCGGCAUGCUCUCGAUGGGCCACGUGCUCAUCCCGCAGUCGGACUUGCGGUUCUCGAAGCAGACGGACGCCGGCAUCACGCACUUCCGCUCGGGCAUGUCGCACGAGGAGGACCAGCUGAUCCCGAACCUCUUCCGGUACAUCCAGCCGUGGGAGUCCGAGUUCGUCGACUCGCAGCGCGUUUGGGCCGAGUACGCGCUCAAGCGGCAGGAGGCCAACGCGCAGAACCGGCGGCUGACGCUCGAGGACCUCGAGGACUCGUGGGACCGCGGCAUCCCGCGCAUCAACACGCUCUUCCAGAAGGACCGGCACACGCUCGCGUACGACAAGGGCUGGCGCGUCCGCACCCAGUUCAAGGAGUUCCAGAUCAUGCGGCAGAACCCGUUUUGGUGGACGCACCAGCGGCACGACGGCAAGCUGUGGAACCUAAACAACUACCGGACGGACAUGAUCCAGUCGCUCGGCGGCGUCGAGGGGAUCCUCGAGCACACGCUCUUCAAGGGCACCUACUUCCCCACCUGGGAGGGCCUCUUCUGGGAGAAGGCCUCCGGCUUCGAGGAGUCGAUGAAGUACAAGAAGCUGACCAACGCGCAGCGCGAAGGGAUGGCCUCGCCACACGACCACACGCACAACCUUAUUCAAAUCCCGAACCGCCGCUUCACGCUGUGGUGGUCGCCGACGAUCAACCGCGCCAACGUCUACGUCGGCUUCCAGGUCCAGCUCGACCUCACCGGCAUCUUCAUGCACGGCAAGAUCCCGACGCUCAAGAUCUCGCUCAUCCAGAUCUUCCGCGCGCACUUGUGGCAGAAGAUCCACGAGUCGGUGGUGAUGGACCUCUGCCAGGUCUUCGACCAGGAGCUCGACGCGCUUGAGAUUGAGACGGUGCAGAAGGAAACCAUCCACCCGCGCAAGUCGUACAAGAUGAACUCGUCGUGCGCCGACGUGCUCCUCUUCGCCGCGUACAAGUGGCAGGUCUCCAAGCCCGCGCUGCUCGCCGAGCCCAAGGACGUGUACGACGGCUCGACGGCCACAAAGUACUGGCUGGACGUGCAGCUGCGGUGGGGCGACUACGACUCCCACGACGUCGAGCGGUACACGCGCGCAAAGUUCCUCGACUACACCACCGACAACAUGUCCAUCUACCCCGCGCCGACUGGCAUCAUGAUCGGCCUCGACCUCGCCUACAACCUGCACUCGGCGUACGGCAACUUCAUCCCCGGGAUGAAGCCGCUGGUGACGCAGGCGCUCGCCAAGAUCAUGAAGUCCAACCCGGCGCUCUACGUGCUGCGCGAGCGCAUCCGCAAGGGGCUGCAGCUCUACUCGUCCGAGCCGACUGAGCCGUACCUCUCCUCGCAAAACUACGGCGAGCUCUUCUCCAACCAGAUCAUCUGGUUCGUCGACGACACCAACGUGUACCGCGUCACCAUCCACAAGACGUUCGAGGGCAACCUGACCACCAAGCCGAUCAACGGCGCCAUCUUCAUCUUCAACCCGCGCACCGGCCAGCUCUUCCUCAAGAUCAUCCACACUUCCGUCUGGGCCGGCCAGAAGCGGCUCGGCCAGCUCGCAAAGUGGAAGACGGCGGAGGAGGUCGCCGCGCUGAUCCGCUCGCUGCCGGUGGAGGAGCAGCCCAAGCAGAUCAUCGUGACGCGCAAGGGCAUGCUCGACCCGCUCGAGGUGCACCUGCUCGACUUCCCAAACAUCAUGAUCAAGGGCUCGGAGCUGCAGCUCCCCUUCCAGUCCUGCCUCAAGGUCGAGAAGUUCGGCGACCUGAUCCUCAAGGCGACGGAGCCGCAGAUGGUGCUCUUCAACAUCUACGACGACUGGCUCAAGACGAUCUCGUCGUACACGGCCUUCUCGCGCCUCCUCCUCAUCCUGCGCUCCUUCCACGUCAACCCCGAAAAGUGCAAGAUGAUUCUCCGGCCCGACAAGGACACGCUGACGCAGGCGCACCACGUGUGGCCGUCGCUCACUGACGAGGAGUGGAUCUCGGUCGAGGUGCAGCUCAAGGACCUGAUUCUCUCCGACUACGGCAAGAAGAACAACGUCAACGUCGCCUCGCUCACCCAGUCCGAGGUGCGCGACAUCAUCCUCGGCAUGGAGAUCGCGCCGCCGUCGAUGCAGCGGCAGGAGAUUGCCGAGAUCGAGAAGAACGCCAAGGAGGCGUCGCAACUCAACGCGGUGACGACGCGCACGACCAACGUGCACGGCGAGGAGCUCAUCGUCACCACCACCUCCGCCUACGAGCAGCAGACCUACGCCUCCAAGACGGACUGGCGCGUGCGCGCCAUCUCGGCCUCCAACCUGCACCUGCGCACCUCGCACAUCUACGUGUCGUCCGACGAGUGCUCCGAGACGGGCUACACCUACAUCCUGCCCAAGAACGUGCUCAAAAAGUUCAUCCAGAUUGCCGACCUCCGCACCCAGGUCUCGGGCUACUUGUACGGCGUCUCGCCGCCCGACAACCCGCAGGUCAAGGAGCUGCGCGGCAUCGUGAUGGUCCCGCAGUGGGGCUCGCACCAGACGGUGCACCUGCCGUCGGCGCUGCCCGACCACGAGUACCUCAAGGGGAUGGAGCCGCUCGGUUGGCUCCACACGCAGCCCAACGAGCUGCCGCAGCUCUCGCCCAACGACGUGACGACGCACGCGCGCAUCAUGUCGGAGAACAAGUCGUGGGACGGCGAGCGCACCGUCGUCAUCACUUGCUCCUUCACGCCGGGCUCCGUCUCGCUGUGCGCGUACAAGCUGACCCCCGCGGGCUACGAGUGGGGGCGCCAGAACCGCGACGUGGGCGCCAACCCGCACGGCUACCUGCCGACCCACUACGAGAAGGUGCAGAUGCUCCUCUCGGACCACUUUCUCGGCUUCUUCAUGGUGCCGGACAACGACGUGUGGAACUACAACUUUAUGGGUGUGCGCCACUCGUCGAGCAUGAAGUACGACCUCAAGCUCGCCAACCCGCGCGACUUUUACCACCAGAUCCACCGGCCGUCCCACUUUCUCAACUUCUCCUCCGUCGACGAGGGCGGCGCCGAGGGCGUGGACCGCGACGACCACUUUGCAUGAGGCGCGAGCAGCGCCGCCUUUUCGACUACGUCUACGUGAUUCCUAGCUGGGCGACGGGCGGCACUCGGGCGCCGCGCGCCGCGCUCAGCCGUGCAGAGCAGCGCUGCCGUGCAGGCAGCGGUUGUGGCUGAGGGCGCGCAGACUCGAGUGUAGACUACCUGUCUCGUCGUCAGAGAGCGGGGGUCGCGCGCGGCCCUCGGACUCGCAGUGUGAUUGUUUGGGGCCGGGUGUUCUUGUUUGUUUGGUAACAGCACAUUGCAUCCCUCCC